Messenger RNA from Emiliania huxleyi CCMP1516, 456 nucleotides. RefSeq lists its product as hypothetical. The annotation marks the transcript as partial. NCBI's taxonomy places the organism in Eukaryota, Haptophyta, Isochrysidales, Noelaerhabdaceae. The transcript has a single exon. The record is from RefSeq and is a predicted model, not a curated record.
UGCGGGCAUAGCUUUUGCCACCACUGCGUGACGCGGUGCGCUCACGCCGACCGCUCGCUGCGCUGCCCCCUCUGCCGCAAGGCGCCGCCGCCUCCGGCCAAACCACCGCCGCUAAAAUGGUACGUGGUCGCCACUCCGACUGGAGGGAUGGUCGCCUGCCUUUGCCCGACAGAGCGGGAUGGGCUGCAGGCAGCGAAUGACACGUUUGACCACGGUUUCAGCCGGAUGGUCGAGCUGACCACCGACGACUACUGGCGCCUCCUCCACCGGCGCGGCCCGCCGCCGCGACUGAGGUUGCGCGAUCGGGCGGUGGCGAGGCUCCGCCUGCCCGGGCGGCCGAGGCGGCCAGCGACGGUCCCCGCGUGGCGUUUCCGCGUCCCGCGCCCCGGACCGAUCGAGAGCGCGCUCAUCUUUCUCGGGGAAGGCGUCGAAGAACUCCUGGAGCUCUUCGAAUGA